Messenger RNA from Epinephelus lanceolatus (giant grouper), 1824 nucleotides. It is a transcript of the gene smpdl3b, whose product is annotated as sphingomyelin phosphodiesterase acid like 3B. The record is from RefSeq and is a predicted model, not a curated record. NCBI's taxonomy places the organism in Eukaryota, Metazoa, Chordata, Actinopteri, Perciformes, Serranidae. Gene Ontology annotation, biological process: sphingomyelin catabolic process. Gene Ontology annotation, molecular function: sphingomyelin phosphodiesterase activity.
AUCUUAUCUUGUUUGCCCUUUAUAGACUUACCUCUUAAAUCCGUACUUGACUUUUUUCGGACUUUUGCUUUCCUGGAAGAGUUCAACAUGUCCGCAGUGAGGCUGCUCCUGUCUUGUCUGCUUUUCAAAGAGCUGGUCGCGCUGUCAGGGAACUUUUGGCACAUCACGGAUCUGCACUGGGACCCAACAUACAAACUAAGCGAUAAUCCUGAACUUGUGUGCGCAUCAAGCGGCAAACAACCUGCGGCCAAUGCGGGGAAGUAUGGAGAUUAUGUUUGUGACUCGCCAUGGCUCCUUAUAAACUCCUCUGUAUAUGCCAUGAAGGAUAUUCUACCAGACCCGGACUUCAUAGUAUGGACAGGAGAUGACACACCACAUGUACCUAAUGAAGAUCUAGGUGAAGAAGCAGUGCUCCACAUUAUCAGCAACCUAACACACAUUAUAAAUCAGGUGUUUCCAGAAACUAAAGUGUACUCUACCCUGGGUAACCAUGACUACCACCCAAAGAGCCAACUUCCAGCAGCCCCAAACUACAUAUAUAACCGAACAGCAGAGAUGUGGCAGGACUGGUUGGAGCCACAGUCCAGAGAGACUUUUAUAAAAGGUGGAUAUUACACAGAAAAGCUACUAAAUCGAGCAGGUUUCAGGAUGCUGGUCCUCAACACUAAUCUCUACUAUGACCAGAACAAGGUGACCCAGGACACGGAGGACCCAGCAGGCCAGUUUAGCUGGGCGGAUCGGGUUCUAACAGAGGCUGCCAACAACAAAGAAAAGGUGUACAUCAUCGGCCACGUUCCCCCAGGUUUCUUCGAGAAGAAGAGAAACAAGCCAUGGUUUAGGCCUCAAUUCAACAAGCUAUACUUGGAUUUAAUCCAGAAGCAUCAUUCAGUCAUACAUGGACAGUUCUUUGGCCAUCAUCAUACCGACAGCUUCCGAAUGUUCUACAACUCAAAGGGCUCUCCUAUCAGCACAAUGUUCCUCAGCCCUGGUGUCACACCAUGGAAAACAACUCUUCCUGGAGUAGUGGAUGGAGCCAACAACCCUGGGAUCCGUGUCUUUGAAUAUGACACUCAAACACUCCUGGUCAAAGAUGUGGUGACACACUAUCUGAACCUGACACAUGCUAAUGCAGCCCGCGGCCGCUGGGAGAAGGAGUAUCGCCUCACAGAGAGUUUCAGAGUACCAGACGCUUCCCCAGCCUCCAUGCAUCAGGUUCUGGAGCAUAUUGCUAAUAAUCAUUGCUACCUACAGAAGUACUACGAGUUCAACUCUGUCAGCUAUGACCUGACGGAGUGUCACAGAGACUGCCGUGUUGAUCACGUGUGUGCAGCCAGAGAGGUAGACUUUGAGAGGUAUGAGCAUUGUCUGGAAAAAGAAGGGGCAGCUGCCAUUUAUGGUGGGCUGCUGCCGUUCCUCUCUGUGGCUCUGAGUCUGAUGUUGGCCAAUCGGUAAUGAUCAUCUAUCACAGAUCAUUGUGGCUAAGUAAAUAUUUAACAGUUACUAUCACAGGAUGUUUUCAUGUUCUAAAUCAUAGACAUCUGUCAUUUAGGUGAGUCAUGCAUAUACUAAUGCAGGUAACAAACAACCUUUGGCUUCAGCAAUCUUAGAUGUGGCCUCUUGACCUUGGUUCAUUGGUACUGGCUGAAUACUUCAUUUCCAGUCAAUAGAAAAAACUAUGAUGUAUUCAUUAGGCUCAAGAGGCUACAGUACAUUCAGCUGUGAUGUUCUGGAUGAAAUCCAGACUUUUGUCAAAUGUUCUUUACCCCAAACAUUCCCGUCAGACUCUGCUGUAUCUAUUUAAUAAAAUCGGAUACGACUAAAACA